AUGUUCUACUUGAACCCGAAUUGGACUGUUUUCGGGAAAUAUACUCAUUUGCCAAUCAAUUUGGUUUUCACGAGAGACUCAACUGAAUCUCUCGUUUAUGGUAUGUCGUCGCGAUUGAAUCAUGAGGCAGCACAUUCAGUUGUAGAAUAUCAUAAACGAAACCACGGUCUACCUAUCUAUACUGUCUGUCCACGUCCGAUUCAAUACAUUGUUCGCUGCCCAAUUGCGACUACCGAAGAAACGCAGAAGAAGUUCGUAGAAUUCGGUUUCGCCGCAGUUAUUACUGACCGUCCGUUGGUGAAUU
Opisthorchis viverrini is the source of this 304-nucleotide messenger RNA. RefSeq lists its product as hypothetical. The annotation marks the transcript as partial. The transcript has 2 exons. Lineage: Eukaryota; Metazoa; Platyhelminthes; Trematoda; Opisthorchiida; Opisthorchiidae. The record is from RefSeq and is a predicted model, not a curated record.